CUGCGUGUCGGUGCCGGGAGCAGCAGGGCUGUCAGUGUGGAUGUUACAGGGUCGCUCUGACCAGAUGAUUUCAGCAGCAGAGUCCACUUCGCAUUUUGAGCGACGCCCCCAAAUUCCGUGCAGAGUGUUUGCAGACCCUCCGGGACGGAGAGGUGGAGGAGGAAUCGGCAGCUCCGCCGUCCAUAUACACUACAAUCAGCACGCCAACAGUUCAUGACUCCGUGAUAUCUGUGACAGUGGGGCUCGGACGGAUUUUAUAAGCUCUCCAGGACUGAGGCUGCUGCAGAGAAUGGGAAUAGGGACACAGGCCAAAGCUUGCCAUUUUGGCUGAAGUAACAGCAGGACGGUUGUCAACCCCACAUCGGCUUCAAUCCCCUUUUCCCUUACCUCUCUCUCUCUCACACACACACGCACACGUACACAGCUGUUGCAAUGUCCACUGCCGUAGACAUCGCUGGCCCUUCCUCGCCUGAUCAGGCCCACAGCAGCACCAAAAUCCCCAAUGAGCCACUGAGACCCAGCCUAAAGCGCUCCAGCCACCCCUACAGCCUCUCCCAUUACAUGUCCACCCCCUCCUCAGCCAUGGACGUCACAGGCCUGAUCCAGCCCUCCCCAGCCCAGCAGCGGGCCGCCCAGCCUGCGCACACCAAGCCCCGCCGGGCCCCCUCCUGGCCCGACAUGUGGGAGUCGCCCAGCGGGCUCCACCUGGCUCAUGCCGCGGAGCUGCUGAUGCGAGCGGGGCUGCUGGCUCUGACCCCCAGCACCACGGAGCAGACCGGCCUCGGUCCGCAGAGCAGCCAGCCGGCUAAAAGGGAGGCCGCAGAGGCCAAGGGGGAGAAAGGGGAUGGGGAGGGAGGUGGAUCUGGUCCUGAGGAGGAGGAAGAGGACUCUCUGGGAUGUGGGACCGAGUUCCAGCCCUUCCUGGGAGCCUGGUUCCCCUUCAGCCCUGCUCUGUUCCCCCUGGCAGGUUUCCAGAUGGGGGGAGGCCGCUGGAGGAACGCGGCCAUGGUAGGUGAGGGGAUGGAGGGGCUGGUGGCUGAGGGCUACUCCCCCGGCUCUCUGGGCGGAGGCAGCGGGGGGAGGAGGAAGAGAAAGAGGUGUGGAGAGUGUGUACCAUGCCGGCGUCAGAGGAACUGCGAACAGUGCAGCAGUUGCCGCAAUCGCAAGAGGGGACACCAGAUCUGUAAAUACAGGAAGUGCGAGGAGCUGAAGAGGAAGCCGGGAGGUCCCGGCUUCGAAACAAGGGUCUCCGGGUUUGAUCUAAGGGGGUCCGACUUUACUUUGGGCCUGGCACAGGAGAGAAGCAACGGAGCCUUGGAUGGAUAGUAAUGUAUGUGACGGCGGCGUUUGUUCGAGGAUCCUGGUUGGAUGAUUGUUAAGGAGCUGCAGUGUCAGAUAAACAGGACGGCAUGUUAAUGUGCUCGGAUUGUGGCGUAAAGAUUGUCAGAUCUCGCGCUGGAGGAUCUGCAGCUCUGUUUGAGAAUGUUCACACUCGCUCCCAUCCUUUCUUUUGACAAUCAGUGAAUUGGAGAGGAGAGAAAGAAGGAAACCAAUGUGUGUCAGUACUUAGACGAUGACAAAAAUGCUGUAAAUACACUGUAAAUAUCUGGAAAACAUUAUGUCUUUUUUUACAUCCCUUUCCAGUUCGGAUGUAUUGUGUUUCGACAUAAAAAAGAGCCAAAUGUUUUGUUUCUAAUGGGAAGUUUUGAUUCUGUUGUUCUGACGUCACUGCAUCAGUAAGAGAUGAAUGAGUUCAGCAUAGGCUAAAUUAUUUCAUGUGCAACUCGUACUGUAGAGCUCUGUUUGCCCUUUUCAAAUAAAAGAAGAAAUUGACCAUG
Myripristis murdjan (pinecone soldierfish) is the source of this 1838-nucleotide messenger RNA. It is a transcript of the gene cxxc5b, whose product is annotated as CXXC finger protein 5b. Gene Ontology annotation, cellular component: nucleus. Bases 433 to 1326 code for a protein of 297 amino acids. Lineage: Eukaryota; Metazoa; Chordata; Actinopteri; Holocentriformes; Holocentridae. The transcript has 2 exons. Gene Ontology annotation, molecular function: zinc ion binding; methyl-CpG binding. The record is from RefSeq and is a predicted model, not a curated record.